CGCGUGUUGGUCCUGGACGUCGGGUAUCAGACGAUCGAUAUCGUGCCGUGGCAGCGAGCGAUGGUGCUGCAGAUGAUGAUGAAGGUGGACGUGAUCAGUUACUACGACGGGCCUUGGGCGCUGAGCGCGGAGGAGGCGUAUUACGUGCCGGCGGUGGUGCGCACGCGAUCUUACAAUAGGCACCAGAGUCACAAAACGCCUUUGAUUUCGUUGCAUAGAAAAAAUAUCUUCAUCAGGGAUGGGUUUCGGUGUCAGUACUGUGGGAAGGGUGAGAAUCUCACCGUCGAUCACGUGGUGCCGGCGUCGAAAGGUGGGCCCUGGGCGUGGGAGAAUCUCGCCACGGCGUGCGCGAAGUGCAACAACAAGAAGGGCGACAAAACGUUGUCACAAAGCGGGAUGCGGCUUCGAACGACGCCCACGGCGCCGACGGUGGCGAACAUGUGCAUGUAUACGCGCCAUGGACGGUUCGUAAAUCCACCGGAAGAGUGGGUGCCGUACAUA
This is a messenger RNA of Ostreococcus lucimarinus CCE9901, 501 nucleotides long. RefSeq lists its product with no specific name. The transcript has a single exon. Lineage: Eukaryota; Viridiplantae; Chlorophyta; Mamiellophyceae; Mamiellales; Bathycoccaceae. The record is from RefSeq and is a predicted model, not a curated record. The annotation marks the transcript as partial.